Messenger RNA from Rhodotorula toruloides NP11, 492 nucleotides. RefSeq names its product thioredoxin 1. The transcript has 4 exons. The record is from RefSeq and is a predicted model, not a curated record. Gene Ontology annotation, molecular function: protein-disulfide reductase activity. Bases 1 to 492 code for a protein of 163 amino acids. Lineage: Eukaryota; Fungi; Basidiomycota; Microbotryomycetes; Sporidiobolales; Sporidiobolaceae.
AUGAGCGCCAUCACGCAUUUGACGAGCCUGCCGGAGCUCAACAAGCUCCUCGCGGCCAAGAAGGACCGCCUCGUUGUGAUUGACUUCCACGCUACCUGGUGCGGUCCUUGUCACGCCAUCGCUCCGACAUUCGAGAAGCUCGCCAACCAGUACCGACAAGCGACGUUCUGCAAGGUGGAUGUCGAUGCGGCGCAGGAAAUCGCUCGCGCGUACUCUGUGCGGGCCAUGCCGACGUUCGUGUUCAUCAAGAACGAGCGCAAGGUUCACGAGGUGAAGGGCGCGAACGCAUCUGCGAUCGAAUCGGGCAUCAAGCAAUUCGUCGGCGGCUCCGGCGGAGAAGCAGGAGCGUUCCCUGGGCAAGGACACACCCUCGCCGGCACGCCCGUCCCGACAGAAGCGCCUCCCGCCGAGGUCAACUACGUGCGAUGGCUCAUCUUUGGCGCACUAGCUCUGUGGUGGUUUUGGUCAGCUCGGCAGAGCAAGGAGCAGUGA